GGCUACUAGUUAACAACAGCGAGAAAAUUUGGAAUACUACAUGGACGCCAUGCGUUGUUGACCGAGGAGUAGCAAUGGCAGAGUAUGUAGUUUCUUCCUCACCUUCAUUUAGCAAUUUGCAUAUGUGGAGGAGAAACCGUGUCAAGGAGACGACGCCCUCUUUUACCCCCAACAAUUUGUUCUCACAAAGAAAGUAUUCCCACCGAAACUGUAAAGUUGUCCAGGUCUCUACGCUGAAAACAUGCUUUGAUGGGCUAUUAAGUUUCAAAGCAAGCCCUGUUACUAGGAAGGAUUCCGUCAAGUGCUGCUGCCUGGGAUCGUUGGUGGACCCUAAUGGUGCAAUGGUGUCUGGCUGGGUUUCUGUCAGCGAUCAGUUACUUCUGAUGGCUAGUAUAUUUCUUACGUAUAUGGCUGGAGUAAUUCCCCAACACAACUCCAAUCACACUCAUCAGAAGAAUUUUAUGGAGGACAAUGUGGUUGUUGAAGGCUCUACGUCUUCUGGUAGUUAUAGGAAGAAAGAUGACCAUGUUAAUUUAAAGCAUGCUUGGGAUGCAGUGAAGGAAAAACUUUUGGAUUCUCUAGAUGCUAUAGAACGCAGGAGCAACUUGGGAAACAAAUUCCUUCAAUUUGAGCAACAACAUGCCAAGCGACCUUUAAGUUUGUUUGCUAUACCCGACAGCCCAAAGUUGCGAUUACUGUGGACUUCUUUUCAGUGGCUCGAGGAAGAGGUAAAGAACGUAUUUGCUGAUAGUGAGGCUGUUAGCAUGGAUGAUUGGUUGGCAAUCUUUCCUGAAAUUAUUGAAAAAUCCUGUCACCCCGUAUGCAUGGCUUGGCUGGUAGAGGAGCUUCAGCUAGAAAACAAGAAGUCUGACAAGGAGCUUGUUUCUUUGAUGAUUGAGAAAUUGAAAGGAGAUGAUAUUGUUUUACAGAAUAUAAGAAAGUCGGGCAAAGAGGAUCUUUAUGCAGAAUUAUUAUACUUUCUUAGAUUUGGUUCUCUCAGGAAGAGUUGCUGUUAUGAUUGUAGAUUGUUUAUUUUGCAUGGAGAUUCCAUAUUGGAAGAUUUGGUGAUAACUUUAGCGGAUGGGAUUGCUAGUGUUUAUUUGGAGAUUAUUUCUGUUGAUGGUAGUUUGUCGAAUGAAAUGAACAGCCUGGAUAUGUUUAUGUGUAAUAUGUCAACCCGAGCACUCCAGAGAUUACGCAAUGAGGUAGCUCUGAAUCAGUGGCUGUAUCAAAAUGUGGAGGCAGUUGUAUCAAUGUAUGAGGACCGAUUUGACCUGUGUACUCUUCAAUUAAAAUUCAUUGAAGAACCCUGUGAGAAUCAGAUUGAAAAGCAUCCUUGGUGGAAGAAGCUUACUCUGAGAAAAUCCAUAAUGAUGCAAUCUUCAUGUUUUAGUGCCAUAAGCCACUUCUCUAUGCCUGUAAAGCGGACAAAGGAACUGAGGGCCUUGACAGGGUGGAGAUACUACUUCAGUCUAUACCUUGAGUUAUCUGACAUUAUGAUGCCACUGGUUAGAGCUGUUAUUGACAAAGUCAGCAAUGCUAUUUCAUUCUUCCUAGUUACGUUGAUUGGGAGGUCAUUAGGACUCAUUUACACUGGAAUUAGGCAGUCCCUGCGAUGGAAGUGAGAUUUUAAUGGUACAUUUUCUGUUUUAAUUACAAUUUUGCAUCUCAUCUUUUAUCAUUAGGAUUAUUAUUUUUUGGAUAUAGCAGUCGCUGUUGGAAGAUCAGUAUCACAGUGACGUGUCAUUAGAACCUUGGAAUUUUUGCUUGGCCACUUGAGGCCUCUAUUAAAUCGUUUCUUAAUAAAUCUCAGAAUCUUCACCAGUUUCAUUUAAAGAACUGGCUUUCAUCUGGUCAAA
Populus nigra (black poplar) is the source of this 1859-nucleotide messenger RNA. RefSeq lists its product as uncharacterized. Bases 75 to 1625 code for a protein of 516 amino acids. NCBI's taxonomy places the organism in Eukaryota, Viridiplantae, Streptophyta, Magnoliopsida, Malpighiales, Salicaceae. The record is from RefSeq and is a predicted model, not a curated record. The transcript has 9 exons.